Molecule: messenger RNA, 3285 nt
Organism: Eurypyga helias (sunbittern)
Lineage: Eukaryota; Metazoa; Chordata; Aves; Eurypygiformes; Eurypygidae
Gene: SFI1
Product: Sfi1 homolog, spindle assembly associated (yeast)
Exons: 28
Molecular function (GO): phosphatase binding
Source: RefSeq, a predicted model, not a curated record
AUGGAGAAAUCCAGGAGCAGCUCAAAAUCUCUGAGGAUACAUGAAAUCCGACAACUACCUUUGCGUCAAAUGCACGCAACUGGGCAACUGCUUGCUCCCCCAUCUGCCCGACCUCACUUUCAGGACAGAGGUCAUGAGGGUCUGGGUCCAGUUGGGCGUACUUGGCAUCAAAGAAGAAGGUUAAAAGAAUUCCAAAUCGCGUACCUAGCAGGAAAAUUCUUCCAUCUGUGGGCAAAAAAGACAUUUGGACAAGUUCUCCCUUCCAAAGCCAGAUGCUUUUAUGACCAGAAGAUUCUUCAAAAAACUUUUGGGGAGUGGAGGGAGAGGGGGACUGUUUGCCGGGAAAGGAAGCUCAGCCUCAGAGCGGACAGCCAUUACAGGCAUUUACUCCAGAGUUCGAUAUUCAAGGCUUGGAGAGCCUAUGUAUGCCAGCAACAAGGAAAGAGGAACAAACACUGUGUUGCAGAGUCUCAUGCAGAGGAGCAAAAUCUACUCAGGUCCUGGCAGCGCUGGCUGGUUUGCAUUGAUGUUCAAAGGACGAAGCAUGGGAUGCAGGCUGUGGCACUGGCAUUCAGGGAAAGAAGCCGUUUACGCACAUCGUGGGCAGUGUGGAGAAGACGACACUACCAGAAGUGUGCUGGACGUAAAAGGAAUGUGUUGGCUCUGCAGCAUUGGGCCCAGAGCCUGCAAUUUCGAGCUUGGUUGCAGUGGCGAGAGCUGUAUUUACACAGCCAGAAUGACAAGCAGAAGGAGGCUAGGGCAGUAACUCACCGUCAGCAGUGGGAAUUGAAGAGGUGCAUGGAAGCAUGGCUGGGACACUUAAACCUCCACAGAGCAAAGAAACAUCGGAAUGAACUGGCCCAAGAGCAUCACCGAAGCAGGAUAGUCCGGCAGUGUUUCUCUGAUUGGCGGCUGUCAUGGGAGCGCAGGAGAAGAAUGCACGCUCACCAGAAGGACUUUGAAAAACUAGCAGCAAGGAUUGCCUUAUGGAGAGCCUUUGCACACUGGAAGCAUUAUAUCGUACUGUGUGCGGAAGAGGCGCGACAGCGUGAGCUGGCUGAAGACCACUACAGGCAUCGUCUGGUGAAACUUGGGUUUAAGGGUCUUUGGCAGAAUGUCAUGAACACUCGUCGUCAGCAGAUGAGAAAAAAUCUGUCAUACCAUCAGCAUCACGUUACAGUGCUGCAGAAGUUCUGGAACCGUUGGAAGUCCCGUUUGGAAGAGAAAGAGGAAGAACAGCAGCAGGCCUUAACAUCAGUGGCUCAUGCCCGUUAUCGGAGGGUGUUGGCGAGACGGGUCUUCGACACGUGGCUGCUGAAGGCGUGCAAGCAGCGAGAAUGCCGAAUGGGAGAGAAGAGGGCUGUGCUUCAUUUUGAAAGGCAGCUACUGCGUUAUUUCUGGUGCUUCUGGCGUAGGAGAACAGCUGCAUGCUUGGAGGAGCAAGAGGGCUUGGUUCGUGCCAGAGGUCACUACAGUAACCUGCUGCUGCUGAAGGCUUUCUGUCUGUGGAAGCAAAAUACUCAGGAGAGAAAAACAGAGCGGCUCAAGGAGAUGCAAGCCUUAACAUUGCACUAUUCAAAGCGUCUGCAGCAGUCUUGGAGCAAGUGGAGGGAGUAUGUGGGACACCAGCGCGAGAAAUGGAGGAAGUUGGUGCAAGCAGACAUGCACUAUCAGCACGUGCUACUUGGCAGGACCGUGGCAGCCUGGAAGAGUUACCAACAUAACAUAGAGGGCAUUCUCUACAAAGUAGCUGAAAAGGAGGAACAGCACACUAGACUGCUGCUGCGACAGCUGCUGUGUACAUGGAGAGAAAACACCCUCGCUCGUGUACGUGAGGCAACUGCUCGGGCAGAUGAGCACUACAGGAGAGCAAUCCUGUCAAAGGUGUUGCUGCAGUGGAGAUACACCACCUCCCUACGAGUGUUCUACUCUCAGCAGAAGGUGACAGCUGUGGUGGAGGCCAGAAAACAUUUGGAUAUAGUGCGUUUACAGACCCUGUUCUGUCACUGGAAGGAAUUAACUAGGGAGUCUCUGAUGCUGGCAGCUCAGCAGCGCAGGGCAGUACAGCACCACCAGCAGCACCUACUCCACAAGUACCUGGAGAAAUGGAAGGAAUACCAUCAGCGGUGCCUUGGGAAGAUGCAACUGCAGAGGCAGGGAGAUCAGCUAAUGACCCACAGACUUUGCUCCACUUCCUUCUCUUGCUGGAAGACACGGCUGUUGCAGCAGCGCUGGGAAAAGCGGAAGAGAGUGCAGGCACUGUGGCACUGGUCCCUUUCACUGCAGAGGAAGGUGUUCGAUGCUUGGCUCAGGUUUGCCAAGGAGCAACAGCAGAGGAGAGAGGACACUGAAAAAGCCCCAGGAGUGUACCCCGCUACUCCCCUGAGAGAAGGUGUAACCGGGGUCUGCACCGCUGGCAUGAAACCGUUGCAGGGACAGCUCCAAGCCCAGCGCCAGCUGAAGGCAGCCUACAGCCUUCACCAGUUAGUGUAUCGUUGUGCCAUGCGGUGGAAACAGAAGGCUCUCUCCAAGACAUUAAAUAAGCCUUGUUCUUUUCUGCCACCUCUGAAGAAGCAAGUGACGUUUAAAAUGCCUGACAUUGGCCCUGAGACAAGAGGACGUUCAGCAGAGGAAGAGCCGUGGCUUUCAAAAUGCAGUCACCUGCCAUUUCACCUUGAUGGGGACUCCGUUCUCAGCGAUCUAAAUGCUAUUCCACAAGCAAGGUUACCGCCACAGAGACCCGACUUCCUUCAGGAAUCUCUAGAAAGCAAGGAACUGCUGGGACCUCCUUUCACUAGGUCAGAGGCACCCUUUCAGCAGACAUCUGGGAACAGAGGUUCUGGGCCGACUGGGAACUCACUCGUGGAAGAAAGUACCCGUCGGUGUCCGUCUGGAAUGGGCGGUGCCACUCAUUCCUGUCCGUCUCUCGCCUGUGCUGCUCUCCCGCCUGCGCCACGGUGGACACAUGAUGCGCACCGUGCCGUCUGGAGGCCGGCGCCAGGGUCAUCCUCACCUUUCGCACCCCAAAUGAAAGCUGGCACGGAAACGAGAGGAGGCCAGCCCGGGAGCAGUCACAAAGGAGCCCGUUUCCAGGACUCUCUGGAAAAGCUGCGACCAGACUUGCAGCCGCAUUUGCUGUCACCUGAAGACUUGGUGGGAAAACGGAGUCACCAAACUGCUGCUGUAGGGGAGGAAAGGGAGCACCGUUCUGGAGAAGAAGCGGUGUUAGGGAGAAAGCUGGAGGUGGAGCUCCGACACAUCCAAGAGCAGAUGCAGUACUACUUC